AUGGCUGGUCUACCGCAUAACAAGAUGGCCAUGGACCCGGCCCUGGUCCGGAUCGGGAACCUGUCUUCGAACCGAUACAAGUACUUCAGGUGGACGAAGCGGACUGCCACCGUCUCGUUCGUUUUCGUGAUCGCAAUCCCGGGGAUUCUCGGGUACCUGGGCUACAAGAACGAUGGACUAUGGGAUCUCCGGGGGAAGCGGAGGGGCGACACUAUCAGUGAACGCUAA
Messenger RNA from Chaetomium fimeti, 228 nucleotides. RefSeq lists its product as uncharacterized. Bases 1 to 228 code for a protein of 75 amino acids. The transcript is spliced from 4 exons. Lineage: Eukaryota; Fungi; Ascomycota; Sordariomycetes; Sordariales; Chaetomiaceae. The record is from RefSeq and is a predicted model, not a curated record.